This is a messenger RNA of Branchiostoma floridae (Florida lancelet), 2906 nucleotides long. RefSeq names its product polypeptide N-acetylgalactosaminyltransferase 4-like. The transcript is spliced from 10 exons. The coding region runs from base 217 to 2514 and encodes 765 amino acids. Lineage: Eukaryota; Metazoa; Chordata; Leptocardii; Amphioxiformes; Branchiostomatidae. Gene Ontology annotation, cellular component: Golgi apparatus. The record is from RefSeq and is a predicted model, not a curated record.
UCAGUAUCCGGAUGGAUACCGUUUAAUCAGUUCACUAAUUUCAAAGGACCGCGAGAAGUGCAUUUAUCAAAAGCACGUAUGGUUGUACUUGGCAAUGUCAACAUCACCAAGCAUGUGACGAUUAGUUUGACAAUGUGGAUACUGGCAGGGGUAUUUAUUAAGUAAAAACGGGUAAGGCCUACGGAGCAGAUCUCUUUCUAACGGGCGCUAGGAACCAUGCGACUGAGGAAUAGGACACGUGGACCAGUCAGGUGGGGGCUCGCUUGUUCUCUCAUUUUGACAGGCUUCAUUAUUUACUAUCUACAUGUCCAAAAUUCUGGAGUAUCGAGUCGGAAAGUAAAUGAGCGUAAUGCACAAGUGCGAGGCAGUGGGUUUGGAGUUGCCAAGAGAGGAGAAAAUUCGGAGGGAACUUUGAGCUAUGAUAUACAAGAUGUUGUGGCUGGACUUGAGAGGCUUUCACUGGCACUGAAAAUUCUGGAGCAGAAAAAUGGCAAACCUAUCAACGGUGACCCUUCCAAUCCAAACAUUGGCAUGAAUGAGCUCUAUACAGCAAAGGCCAAAGACACGGGCGGUCAAAGGACAAGUAGUUUGGACGAUAAACUUGAAAACACUGCUGUACAUUCGACUACAUAUCCUACUCGUUGGAGCACAACAAAGAACACCCAUAUUCUAUCGCACGUUAGGCGCAUAUCUACAAUCAACAACCAAACAUCUCGACCGAGAAACUUAGAAGAAAGCUUGGGUGCUGGCCUCGUAGAUAACGAAACCCUAGACUACAGGAACAAGAAAACAACAGAACCGACGAAACAUUUACAAGAUCGCACUACCAAGGCAUCAGUUCAAACUUCACGGAUUGGACGGAAAGCAACGACCAUUUUAGUUGAAAAAGACGACCGGAAUAAACCGGAACCAUCAGCCGUAUCACGAGGCUCGGAGUACCUUCCUACAGUCCACAUUAAACCGCCCUCUGAUCCCAAUUCUCCGGGAGAAUAUGGUGUGGCAGUGGACCUCGUCAACUUGACUGAAGCCCAGGAGAAACGAAGACAUGAACUUUUGGAGAAAUACGGAUUGGACGAGUACCUCAGCCGUCAGAUAUCACUACAUAGGGCAUUGCCAUAUUCACGACCUGACAGGUGCCAGAAGCAGACAUUCCUGCCCAACUUGCCGUCUGUGAGCAUCAUAGUGGUGUUCCAUAACGAGGCCAUGUCUGUACUGAAGCGGACCCUGCACAGCAUUUUGGACAACACGCCCUCAUCACUGCUACAGGAGGUCCUGUUGGUAGACGACUUAAGCGACAAUGAGGACCUAAAAGGGGAUUUAGAGGACUACAUUUCACAACUACCGAGGAUAAGGCUGCUGCGGAACCGGCAGCGGGAGGGGCUGGCCCGGUCACGGGUACGGGCUGCCGGAGUCGCGUCCGGGGACGUGCUCACCUUCCUGGACUCCCAUGUGGAGUGUAACACCGGGUGGCUGGAGCCUCUGGUGGAUAGAAUAGCUAGAGACAGGAAAACGGUCGUUUCUCCGGGUAUAGACUGGAUCCAUGGAGACACAUUUGCAUACGAUUACGGCAUCGAUACCCUCCGGGUCACGUGGGGUUGGAACCUCGGCUUCGGGUUCGACCAUGAGCAUGCUGAGAGGUGGGUGCAACUCUCCGAGGAUGAGCAGGUCAAACCCGUCAGGUCUCCGAUGUUGCUAGGAGGACUUUUCGCCAUUGAUCGACAGUACUUCCGGGAGAUUGGAAUGUACGAUCCUGGUUUGGAAUAUUGGGGAGGGGAACACUUCGAAAUCUCAUUCAAGGCGUGGAUGUGUGGAGGAUCGAUAGAGGUUCUCCCGUGUUCUCGCGUGGGUCACGUGUGGGGGAAGAAGACUUACAGUACCGGCAACAUGACGCUACAUGACUGGGCAUCACGGAACAACAUGCGGGUAGCAGAAGUCUGGAUGGACCACUACAAAGUACACUACUACAUCAGACGCCCAUAUCUGAUGAAGAGAAAGUUCGGAGACAUUUCUGGGCGCCGACGGUUACGAGAGCGUCUGCAGUGUAAGAAUUUCCGCUGGUACCUGGACAACGCCUUCCCCGACCUGUACAUACCAGACGACAUACCUGGACGCUACGGACAGGUUCGAAAUAACGGAACCAACACAUGCCUAGACUGGACAUCUAAACCUCAGAGAGAGUUGGAGAUGUUUCCCUGUCAUCACGGACUGGGUACGCAGUUUUUCGAGCUGACCGGUCAGAACCAGCUGCGGGAUGAGCGGUCCUGUUUGCAGGCACGUGACGACGGCAGUGACGUCAUGCUUGUGACGUGUGGGAGAUCAGAGGAAGAGCCGCCACCUCUCCAGCAAUGGACGCUCACCAAUGGAGGUUUCUUGUACAACGCCGCCACCAAGACAUGCCUACACGCAGUGCCAGCUGACCCGGGGGCUGGGGGGAAAGUAACCAUCAUGCCUUGCGAUCUUAGUAGCCUCCAAAAAUGGACUAUAGAAUACAUCUGGCACAAAGAUCUAGGGUAGUGCUCCGCCAGGGGUCGCAUGCAGCCGUUUAGAAUCUAAUAUAUACUUGAUAUGUACAUGUCACUUUGGUAGUGUAUGUACGGGUCACGAUGUAGGACAGAACGGUAAAUAUAGCCUGUUGAACUUAACACAGAAGUGUUGCUUACUAGUAGUCCCAGCUCAGCGAAGUCUGAUAUUUUAUAUCUUAUAUGCGGCGAGGAUGAGUGAGUGAGAGAGUAGUCCUUUGGCUAAAAGAAAACCUACGAAGAGGACUUCUGAUUACCCCACCGCAAUAGGAUAUUAAGCUUUCAAAGAAAGUAUUUAUGUUGAAGGGUAGAUAAUAGGGUUGGACCGGUCGACCACAAGUGAGAGUAGUGAAGGAAACAAUGUGGAAAAUAAAAUACUUGCCCAAA